GGCGGUGGCAAGUGUGCUUGGAGCGUGUCACUGCUUUAUACCAUCAUCUCCCCUACUACAAUGAAGACUAAUUGCAGGUUGACAACGCUGCUCGUGUCCCUAGUACUUUCCUUUGCCGAAGUGCCACGAUCUGAUGGCGAGCUGGAGCAGCACCAGUGCAAUGAGCUAGGAUUCACAAGUGUUUCCUGUUCCACGUGCAAGAGGUUCGAGGAGAUCGUCGCGGAUGAAAGUCUAACAGAUGAGUGUCUGCAAUGCUGCCAGGAGGCGAAAAGCUCUUCGAAAAAGUACGCCUCGGCGAAGUUGGUGUACGAUCCAAGAUGGCUUAGCGCCGACCCUGAGCUUCGAGGUUUUGUCAACGACAGAGCCACGGAUCACCCCGCUCUGGAGCUCGAGCCAACUCUGUACGCGAAGACCGUGUUGCUCAUGUCGGAGGAAGGAGCGGAUGCGGAUGACGUCGACGUUAUCAACAUCAAGCGGUGGAAGGUGGACUCCAUAGCUGACUACUUGAACGAGCAUUUGGACGAGCAAUAGCACGAGCGUUUAUAGAGCUCCUCCCGCUGGCUUCGGCCGAGGUGUUGCUCCUUCCCCAUUGGCCCCAGGUCGGGUUCAUGAAGCAUUGAUGUCAUAUGUGUAGUGCGAUUGGGGGAGAGAUUAGGCUCACGGUGGAGCUCAUAGCGACUAUGUUUCAUGCCAAUUCUUGGUGGGAAUCUCGCCGUGCUUGCUCGGAGGGGGCGGCUUCAGUGUCUGUACCGUCGAUGCUUGGAGCCCAAGUAAGGCUUCGUAAAUGAACAGGUUUUGGUGGGGUAGAUGGAGGUUUUGUAAACAGCACAUGCCAAUCUAAUGUGCAUCUCGGUCUUGAGUGGUGUUAGUCGCACCGAGGAGGACAGCUCAUUGCUGGGGGGUGCCCACGGCUAUCGAUGUUUGUUAGCACAUGAACGAUGAGAUUCAUGUCAAAUGAGUCAGCUUGCUUCACCUCCAGAAGGUUUCCUAAUUUGUGCUUUCAGGGCCCGAGAGAGUAUACUACAAGCAGAGGGCCUACGCAAGAACACCACAUAUUCCUUCGUGUUGAAAAGCACGAUGACCGCUAGACCACCAGUCAGCGGUCGUGUUCAGAUUCUCUUGUGCUCGUCCGGGGAUUUCACGAGAUGGUCGGUGUGAGUCGGGACCCGCCCCAAGCGUGUGUC
Molecule: messenger RNA, 1184 nt
Organism: Ectocarpus sp. CCAP 1310/34
Lineage: Eukaryota; Phaeophyceae; Ectocarpales; Ectocarpaceae
Source: the annotation of a GenBank genome assembly